CGUUUGAAUAGUCCUAUUAAUCUAAACUUCAAAUCAAGUUCUAUUUUGGGAGUGUCAAACUUUGAAUAAUUAACCACGUAAAAACAAUUUGAUCUUGAUCUAAUAACUGUUGAGCUUGCUGAAGUUUAUCGUUGGAAAAAAUAUCAAGCAAAUUUGUUUCUUCAGAUUUUCAAGAGACAAUGUCUGUGUCAGUACCUAUAACUGUUACUGCUUCAACAACUACGACAAAAUUAUCUCCGACCAUUCGCUUUGAUCCUGCUUAUAUUAAAACUAUUCCUGGUAUUCUGAAAAUUGUACAGUGUGUGGUCAGUUUGAUUGGUUUCAUAUGUGUCCAAACAGUCGCUUAUGCAGCCUAUUCUUCUCCUGGCGGCUGGUAUGGCUUUGUUGCAAUGACGGCUUUCUGGGUGACUCUGCUACUGAUUAUUGGCUACUUGUUUCACAUUAUUGAAAGAACUCAUUUCAUUCCAUGGGUGCUUGUUGAAUUAAUAUAUUCUACUGUGUGGACUGUAUUUUUCUUUAUUGCUGGAUGUGUUGCUGCUUCUAGGGGAGGCAUGGAUCCUGCCUGGGGAGCUGCUUCAUUUUUUGCUUUUGUUGCCAUGCUUCUCUAUGGAUAUGAUGCUUAUGAAAGGUACAUGCAUUGGCGAAAUGGGGGCAUUGCUCAAGGUGAAAGGACUACAAAUACAACUAAUGCACCAUCAAAUGCUCCAAGCUAUCCUACAUAUUAAAAGUUAAAGAGAAAGCUUUUUUUAUAUCGAAGACAACAAAAAACGGAAGCAUCUCUGAUAACAGCUAUUGGUGAUUUAUUUUUUAAUAGUUUCACAUAAUACUUUAAAUUCUGGUAUGAUCAUGAUUAUUUAGAACUUUGGUGCUAAAUAUAUUAAUAUAUAAAACAAAUUAGAACAUAUUUUAUCUUUUGUUCACCUUAAGUACAUUUACACUAAACAUGGUUUCCAUGUCCUUUUUUUCUUAAUUGUUCGAAUUUUAAUAAGAAUAUAUAUUUUGUAGUUUUUAUCACAUGUUGUCAUAUUCAUUAAAAGUGCUUAUAUACAAAACAGAAAUGUUUUUAUACACUUUGUAUUGAAUUUAUACAUUUGAAUAAUUAGAAAUUGAAGAUAGAUUUUUAGAAUAAGCAUCUGCUUGCUUGAAUUGUAUACAAAAUGCUCUCUUUAGUUACAUUUGAUUGAGCUCUGCUAAUUUUAAAAGACUAUUUUUUAAUACUCAUAUAUUAUUUGAUAAAAUAUAUAUGUAGUUGCAAUAAGGAAUCUGUAUAUUAAUGGGUGACAAAAUAAUAAAAAUUUCAUUCUAGUGUUAGCUCUAAUAAAAAAAAUAUUUCAACUUGGAGGAAGAGUUUUAAACAUAUUUUUACACCAAAAUUGUUAUUUUGUUUUUAAAAAUUUAAAUUUUUACAAUUAGGGAUAUUUGUGUUAACUAAUGCAAACUAAAGCAGAAGUUUUUAAUUUCUCGAAUAAAAACUGUCUGAAAGAUGCAAGUAGAUUUUAUGCAAGUUUGAAAAUCGGCAUAUUCACCAAGAACUAUGCUUAUUUACACCAAAAAAUAAUGUUUUAUGAAAGGUAUGAGCAGGGUAUUUUUAAAAACAUGAUUUAUAAAAUAAUGCAAUUUUAGGGUUGUAGCAGUGUUAGUAUUACAAGGAUGUCAAUUGCAAGCUCAAUAAAAUUUAGCGUCAAUUUUCGAUUUAUGUUGGUGGCCUUUCAAUAUGCUAAUAUCUUCUUAUUUUAAAUCCACUAUUUUGCAGUUGAAAAUUUUUUUUAUUUGUUUACCCAUUUAUUCUGUAAUUUAAUAAUUCAAGGGCACGUAUUUCAAUGUACUGAGACUACAAAACCUUCUUGCAAUUAAAGCUUAUUUUAUCAAUUUUGAAAGUUUCAUUUGUGCUUUAAAAAUACUAUGUUCUACAUCCCUAGCAUUAUUUUGUCACCCAUUUGUUCACAACUUCAAUUCUCUUUUUUUUCUUUUUGUCUGCAUGUCUAAUUCUUUGAUAAAUAGUGAUGAUUAGAUUAGUAAGACUGAUUUAACAUAACUUAAAAAUUUCAAGAUUUUUUUUCUUUUUUUACAUUGCAUAAAAGGGUUGAAGUAAUUUUGUAACUCAUAUUUUACUAAAAAAAAAGUUUUUUUUUUUUUGUAGAAAGUUCUACACAUAUUAUUAUUUAAAUAUGUUUCUUUAAAGGCAAAAAUAAGUUAAGAUUGACGGCAGGUUAAAAUUUUCCAAUUUCAUAAUUCUUACUUUUUUAAUACAUUUAGUCUAAUAUGUUAGUUGUGAAAAUUUAUUUUUGAUAUUUAACACUUUUGAUGGUCAUUACUCCCACGGAGACUAAAUGUAUAUAUAUAUUUCUGUAUCAAAAUAAAUAUUAAGCUCAAAAUAUAUCUUGCUAUUUUUAUGAGAAUAAUCUAUUUUAAGAGUUUUCAAAAUUUCUUAUGAGACUAAGGUAGCUUAUCAUUGCUUCUAACUUACCAAGGUGGUUUUUAUUACAUGAAACUCAAUUUGAGAAAUUAAGUUUAAAUUAUAUUAAAUUUAAUUUAGUGUACAACACCAGCAAAAGUUUUUUUUUUUUUUUAAGGAGAGACUUUUUUUUAUAAAAAAAUUAUAUAAUGUAUAUUUUUGUAAUCAGUAUUAACCUUCCCCAAGAGGAAAUGUACCCACUAUAAUACUGUAAAUAAUGAGGUGAGGAUGACAUUCUUGUUAGAGUAGUUAUUAUUAUUAUUUUUUUUAAGUAGCCAAGUAACAAAACAGUUUAACAACCUACGAGGUUUUGCUCUGUUUCAAUAAAUUAAUAUAUUUGACUUCAUAUUUUUAAGGCUGCUUAUAUAUUACAUUUGUUUUGCAUUAACAUAUAUUUAAAAUAAAUUUCUUAGAAAUAGUUAGAUUGUAGAGAGCUUUUUUAGCUCUCUGAUGAACUCCAGUGCUUUAUAUGAUUUUUCAAUGCAUUGUUUAUACAUAUAUAUUUUUUCAUAAUUUAAAAAUAUAACAUCUGAGUUAUUUAUUUAAAAGUUGUGAUGUUUUUAAAGUGUUUUUAUUCAAAACUUUUUUGGUCUAUUUUGAAGACCUGAGCCUCUUAUUUUUAAGUAUAUCCUGCAAGAUGUUGUUUUUUUUUAGCAAGAACUGAAUGUUACAAAAUUAUACUGAGUGUUACAGGGACCUGAGAACUACAUUAAAAGUAUACAUGAUAAAUAUUUGUACAACACUUAACUUGUUUAAUACGCAUGUGUGAUGUUUGCUAAGUGGCUUUUUCCCAACAUUUAUUAUUUAAAACACUUGUGUGUACUGUGUAUAUAAAAAAGCGCCAUAUUCUCACUGUUAUAUAUUUUGUAUAUUUGAUUUUGUCAAUAAAAAAAAUUUCGUUAGUGGAAA
This is a messenger RNA of Parasteatoda tepidariorum (common house spider), 3364 nucleotides long. Its product is annotated as plasmolipin. The record is from RefSeq and is a predicted model, not a curated record. Lineage: Eukaryota; Metazoa; Arthropoda; Arachnida; Araneae; Theridiidae. Gene Ontology annotation, cellular component: membrane.